Molecule: messenger RNA, 2063 nt
Organism: Trichechus manatus latirostris (Florida manatee)
Lineage: Eukaryota; Metazoa; Chordata; Mammalia; Sirenia; Trichechidae
Gene: KIN
Product: Kin17 DNA and RNA binding protein
Exons: 13
Coding region: 44-1225 (393 amino acids)
Biological process (GO): DNA replication; DNA damage response
Cellular component (GO): nucleus
Molecular function (GO): double-stranded DNA binding
Source: RefSeq, a predicted model, not a curated record
GGCCAGAACCUGGGUUUCAAAAGUUACCGGUGGCGUCGUCGCGAUGGGGAAGUCAGAUUUUCUGACCCCCAAGGCCAUUGCCAACAGGAUCAAAUCCAAAGGGCUUCAGAAGCUUCGCUGGUAUUGCCAGAUGUGCCAGAAACAGUGCCGGGAUGAGAAUGGCUUUAAGUGUCAUUGUAUGUCCGAAUCUCAUCAGAGACAACUAUUGCUGGCUUCAGAAAAUCCUCAGCAAUUUAUGGAUUAUUUUUCUGAGGAAUUUCGAAAUGACUUUCUAGAACUUCUCAGGAGACGCUUUGGAACUAAGAGAGUUCACAACAACAUUGUAUAUAAUGAAUAUAUCAGCCAUCGAGAGCACAUCCAUAUGAAUGCUACUCAGUGGGAAACUCUGACUGAUUUUACUAAGUGGUUGGGCAGAGAAGGCUUGUGCAAAGUAGAUGAGACACCAAAAGGUUGGUAUAUUCAGUACAUAGAUAGGGACCCAGAAACUAUCCGCCGGCAACUGGAACUAGAGAAAAAGAAGAAGCAGGACCUUGAUGAUGAAGAAAAAACUGCCAAAUUUAUUGAAGAACAAGUGAGAAGAGGUCUGGAAGGGAAAGAACAGGAGGCCCCCGUUUUUACGGAAUUAAGCAGAGAAAAUGAUGAAGAGAAAGUUACAUUUAAUUUGAAUAAAGGAGCAUGUAGUUCAGGAGGAGCAACAUCCUCCAAAUCAAGUUCUCUGGGGCCAAGUGCGUUGAAGACGAUAGGGCCCGCAGGAUCAGUGAAACGAAAAGAAUCUUCUCAUAGCUCAGCCCAAUCGAAAGAAAAGAAGAAAAAGAAAUCUGCACUUGAUGAAAUCAUGGAGAUUGAAGAGGAAAAGAAAAGAACUGCCCGAACAGACUACUGGCUACAGCCUGAAAUCAUUGUGAAAAUUAUAACCAAAAAACUUGGCGAGAAAUAUCAUAAGAAGAAGGGUAUUGUUAAGGAAGUAAUUGACAAAUAUACAGCUGUUGUAAAGAUGAUUGAUUCUGGAGACAAGCUGAAACUUGACCAAACUCAUUUAGAAACAGUAAUACCAGCACCAGGAAAAAGAAUUCUAGUUUUAAAUGGAGGCUACAGAGGAAAUGAAGGUACCCUAGAAUCCAUCAAUGAAAAGAGUUUUUCAGCUACUAUAGUUAUUGAAACUGGCCCUUUAAAAGGACGCAGAGUUGAAGGAAUUCAAUAUGAAGAUAUAUCUAAACUUGCCUGAGUUUGAAAAUUUGUUAACAACACAUUAAAAUCCCAAAGCAUCAAAUUGGUGUUCUCUAAGGCAUUAUGAGACUCUACUGUGUUAGGGUGUUUCUUUUGUAUAAAACAAAUGGAUUUAUUUAAAUACUACUGUAUAGUUGUUGCGCUAAACUUAUAUAAAAAUCUAAUUAUGUCUUAUGAAGUAUCAAGACUAUGUAAUUUUGUCUUUGUUAUUUUUGUUUCCUUUGUAAUAUUUUUUGAUGAUUUUUUUUAUCUUUAUUAAAAGGAUGUUAUUGUAAAGUGUUUUAUACAAGACAAUUUAGAAUCAUAUUAUUGGAGGAUAUCCUUUACAUACCCUCUAUUUUUAGCAGUAUUUGAACUAUAAAUAUAGUAACUGUAGAUUUUAAAAAGUUGAACUAUAAAUAUAAAAGCUUUAUUGAAGUAUAAUUCACAUGCUAUACAAUUCACCCAUUUAAAAUGUAUAAUUCAGUGAUUUUCAGUAUAUAUUCACAGAGUUGUGCAACCACCACUGCUAUCUAAUUUUAGAACAUUUUCAUCACCCCAAAAAAGAAACCCUGGACCCAUUACUAGUCAAUUCCCUAAUUCCCUCUUUCUGCAGUCCCUAACCUACUUUCUUUCUCUAUGGCUUUGUCCUCACUGAAAAUUUCAUAUAAAUGGAAUUAUACAAUGAAUGGUCUUUUUGACUGGCUUCUUACACUUAAAAUAUUUUCAAGGUUCGUCCAUGUUACAGCAUGUAUCAGCACUUCAUUCCAGUUUAUUGCUAAGUAAUAUUUAUUGUAUGUAUAUACCACAUUUUGUUUAUCCAUUCAUCAGUUGAUGCACAUUUGAGUUGUUUCCAC